Molecule: messenger RNA, 2672 nt
Organism: Drosophila grimshawi
Lineage: Eukaryota; Metazoa; Arthropoda; Insecta; Diptera; Drosophilidae
Exons: 5
Coding region: 70-2520 (816 amino acids)
Source: RefSeq, a predicted model, not a curated record
ACGCAGCGUCGUCCACCUUUUUGGUAGAAGAUUUAAUUUGAAGAUUUAUCGAAAUAAUUGCCUUGAGAAAUGCGUAGGCGUGAUUUUAUACGAGUGUGGGUGCAACUAGUUAAAAGAGUGGGCAUAAACAAAUAUAGCUCAAAGGAAUGGCAGGAGCACUACAUCAAUUUUUGGAAUUCCAUGCAUUCGAGAACGGAGCCAUUUAUACGAAUUGAUUGUGAGGAAUGUUUAAUUAAAAGCGCAUCCUCAUGUCUGGGCCAGGAGCAGCCACAUUCGCCGAGCUCGAAUCGCAAAACUUGUUCCCACACAGGGGAGAAUGAAUUGGAGCCAAUUUCCAUGUUGCGAAAACGCAUUAAACUGGACAUAAAUGCCAUGAUGCUGCCUCAGUAUAAAACAGCAGCAGUGAACGAGCAUCCAUCUCUUGCUUCCACCAGCAAAAAUUCAAAGAAUACCAAAAAAAAAGCAAAGGAGACAAUAACAAAAAUAACAACUUUGAAUCUAGAUCGCUCGAGCCAGGUGAAGAUUGCACUACCAGAAAAACAAGAGCAACCGGAAAGCAAGAUAAAUAAUAAAACAGAAAUCCAAUUGAUAGAGCAGCCAAAUGAAAUUAUUCCAAAGCAAAAAGCAGCAAAGAAGCCGAACAAUAAGAGGAAUCCAUCAAAAAUAACGAAAUAUGUGGUGCAGCAAAAACCAGAGCUUGACUUAAAGAAGGAGCCCAUUAUCGAAAAGAGGCAAACUCGUUCGCAAAUAAAGAUGAAAUCGUCGGCGAAAAUAGCGAAGCAAACAACGCAACUAAAUACGAAAGUAAAGCGCAACAAUUUUCGUUCAAAAACAGUAAAAAUGAAGGUUGCCAAUAAAGAACCGGCGGGCAAGCCACCGUCAGCCCUUGACUUGACAUGUGGAGCAACAGGUGAUCUAGCUGAUAAUGAUGAUGAUGGUAUCGUUUGCUUAUCAUCGCAAUCGAAAUUGAUACCAACAGUUGAAUCGGGUGAAAAUCUGAGUGUGCCAAAUAUAAGUAUAUUUGAUGAGCUAAUCAAUCAAACCACAUCAUCGAUUUUACCAAAUAGCAAAUCUGAUUAUGAGCUGCAAGAUAUUCACAUUGAGGACUCAAUACGAGUGGCCGAUCCAUUGCCCAGUUGUCAGGAUAUCAGUCUGCUAUUAUCGGAUGAUAUAGUCAAUGCGCUGACCGAAGACAUUCCUGGUGUUGCCGAAAUCGAACGCUGCUUGGCCGGCUUCAGUGACCAAACGCUUAUUGAGAUUGAACAUGAAAUAGGUGAUACCGUCAAUUGCAUUAAUAAUUUGCCCAGUCUAUCAUUCACUGUCAGCGAUAAAACACCUUUGGAAGAGGAUACACUAGCAGAUAAAGUGCUCAAUUAUGAAUUUGAUGAUGGCAAUGAUGAUAUUGAUGCUAUAUCAGUGGACACAUCUUGGAAUGGCGAAGAUGACUUUGAAUCAGAUUUGAAGUAUACAACAGAAGAGCCAAAAGUAAUGCAGCAAAAAUCACCAGCUACUCCCAAAGCGGCUUCUACAGAAUUUAUCAACUUUUGCAUACCAAAGAAAGUGAUUGAGUCGUCUAUGAGCCAAGGAGCAAAGGAGCCGCAGCAACCUAAGGCUUCAAGUGCGCAGCCGCAGUUGCUGCAACAUAGACAAAUGCUGCAGCAUCAGCAGCAGACUAAUCAGAUAACCAACAGCAACCCCAGGCAGUCAAUUCCAGCAGCUAAACCUGCACCGCCUGUGCCCAUUUUUGCGCCACCCCUUCGCCUGCAGCCUCACUCUGGGGCAGUUGUCAACACGAUGCCCGCAAGCAUACUCAAUAUCUAUGCAAGUGACGAUAAUAGAACAACAAUUUUUGGCAUUAAGUGCUGGCGCUAUUUGGAUGGCAGAUGCCAGCAACUCAAUUGCAAUCAUUUGCUCCAUAACAUUGGCGACGUGCAACGUACCCUCAAUCAUCUGCCGCCGGAUAAGGUGCGCGAGAACUAUGGCCUCCUGCUGCGACAUGGCCUCCUCUUUAAAGCCUAUUUCCCACUGUUCGCCGAGACAUUUGCCAGGCGAGGCAUGUUGUCAAAUCUGAUUGAAAUGGUCAAAGAUUGUGAUCUCUAUUUGGCGUUUAGUGUGCCCUUUCUCACGGAGCUUUAUCAGCUACUGGUGCGCUGUGGGCUGACUCCGGACGUGGCAGCGUCGCACUUUAUGAAUCAUUUGUGGAAGCCACACAAUGCAGCAACGCAUCCUGCAUUAUUUGAACAUCUACUUCGCAUAUUGGCCUCGGCUAAUUGGAUUAAUUACAGUGAGCAACUGGAGCAUCUGUUCAAAAGUGGUUUCCCUGUACCAACUGCAUUCUUCAAAUCUAUUUUAAAAGAUGCCAUCGACAAGAAUCAAAUAGUUCUGGCUGAAAAGGUGCAACAGAUAGCGGGCAUCAUUAUCAGGCAGUCAUCAUCAUCCACGCAACAUGCUCCUUCUUUUCCUCCAAUUGUUAUGAGAUCGGACAACAGAUUUCUGUCACAUCAGAAUCAACAGUUUUGAUAAGCAAGUCGAGAUGAAUAUCGGACUUACCUAAGACAACGUCUCAUGAAGGCCUUGCAGAAUUUUGAUAUUAAUUUCAGUUGAAGCGCUGUUGAGCAGCGCAUACUUGUUUCUUUUAUAAAAGUACUUAAUGAAAAAGUGUAUUUUUUGAG